Cyclopterus lumpus (lumpfish) is the source of this 1083-nucleotide messenger RNA. It is a transcript of the gene prrt1, whose product is annotated as proline-rich transmembrane protein 1. NCBI's taxonomy places the organism in Eukaryota, Metazoa, Chordata, Actinopteri, Perciformes, Cyclopteridae. Gene Ontology annotation, cellular component: membrane. The record is from RefSeq and is a predicted model, not a curated record.
UGCUGUCACUUUAAGACAACGAUAGCUUUGUGUCUGAUUAAUUCAAUGUACGGCGACGCGUUACCGGAGAAACCUCGUUAGAGAGGAGCCGCACAGCGAAAGGGCAGAAGGGGGGAUACUGACUGCUGGAAGAGUGGUUCGGGUUUGCUUAAAGGAAACUCUUGAAAUUAUUAUUAUUAUUAUUAUAAAAAACCCGUGGGUGUUUGGGUUUUUCAUUUUUUUGAAGAUGAAGACAUCUUGAGGAUGGGUUGUUUGGACUGAGUUCCUCAUCGCGCACGAAAGGAGGGAUUUGUGUGUUCUCAGCAUCAGCUUGGAGUAAAAAUACAUCACAGGAGGGAGGACAGACGCUCGGAAGGCAUGUCGUCGGAAAAACACGGUCUCGAUGCCUCUGGCCGUCAGACCAUGCAGCCUCCUCCGUACCUCUCCGGCCCGCAAGACCCGAACGUACCCCAACACCCCAACAUGCAGCCGGCGCCGGGCAGCCAGCCCAACUACCCUCCUCCACCCCCUCCUCCGGGUUCAGACGGAUAUCUCCAAGAAACCCAGUUCCACUGCGGCCCGCUGGGUCCUCAGGGUGCCCCGCAGGGCUACACGGUCCAGACCCAGGGCCCCGGAGGCACCAUGUCUCACGCCCCUGUAGGAUACCUCCACCCGGGCUACCCGCUUCAGCUGCAGCCCUGCACAGCUUAUGUACCGGUCUACCCCAUGGCAUCGGGACAACCCUACUUGCCGGCCUCAGGAGGCCACCCAGGGAUCCCACACGGGCCAGAUCAUCCCAUGCAAAUGCCUCCCAGCAUCACCCUAAUGGACCGUCGGCCGCCACACGACUACCUGCCCAUCGCCGUUGCUCACCACCGUCUGCUGCUCUGGCCAACAGGCAUCAUUGCGAUCAUCAAAGCAGUGCAGGUGCGCACGGCGAUAGCCAGAGGGGACAUGGUGACGGCGGAGAUAGCCUCCCGAGAGGCACGCAACUUCUCCUUCAUCAGCCUGGCUGUUGGCAUCGCCUCCAUUGUGCUGUGCACCAUCCUCACCGUGGUAGUCAUCAUCGCCUCGCAGCACCACGACGACGACUGGGAGCCGUAA